Annulohypoxylon truncatum is the source of this 2713-nucleotide messenger RNA. RefSeq lists its product as uncharacterized. The transcript is spliced from 4 exons. Gene Ontology annotation, biological process: cleavage in ITS2 between 5.8S rRNA and LSU-rRNA of tricistronic rRNA transcript (SSU-rRNA, 5.8S rRNA, LSU-rRNA). The coding region runs from base 72 to 2366 and encodes 764 amino acids. Gene Ontology annotation, molecular function: polynucleotide 5'-hydroxyl-kinase activity. Gene Ontology annotation, cellular component: nucleus. The record is from RefSeq and is a predicted model, not a curated record. Lineage: Eukaryota; Fungi; Ascomycota; Sordariomycetes; Xylariales; Hypoxylaceae.
UCGUCACUCAACUCAACAGAGCUUCAUACUUCAUACCUCAUUACUUCAUACUUCAAUUCGACUUCUGUAAAAUGUCUACAAAUAAAAGGCGGAAGCUCAAUACAGCAGAGCCUCAAGAGGCUGUGAGCGCCUUCGCUCUUCGUAAAAAGCUUCUCAGUCAGCAGACUACGCUCACUCCAGACGAGACAGUGAGGGACGAAGAAGUAGAAUCAAUUCCAUCACCAAAAGUCGCACGGAAUAAAAAACUCAAAAGUUCAAAGAAAUUGGGAGAGAACUCAAGUGUUCAGACAGCAACAGGUCACGAGAAAGCUUCUAGUACUGAUCUGAAGGAUCCACUGCCGGACAAUCUGUCGAUAAAAAACACUACUGUGGCUGAUUUUCCAGGCGCUCUGGAAAGAAGCCCCUCGCCUUCUACCACUGAUGAUGGAGAUGAGGUCUCAAACAAGCUAGCCAAGGUCCUGCCUGUCCAGCUCUCCAGCUUCAAGCCAUCUAAAAACAACUACCAAAUACGAAAGGAUGGUAAGAUAGUGAUGAAGCUAUCAGACGGAGAGCGUCUAGUAAUUCUCGGUAGCUAUGGCAUACGUGUGACAUCUGGCGAGAUGACCAUUAACGGUGCCACCCUAAGGAGCGCGGACAAGGUAUAUUGGGUAGAUGCACCAUAUUGUCAUGCACUGCCUGUUGUUAGGUGCUCAGAAAGUGCGACCACAGAGUUGCUUCCUCAUCCGAAUGCUACAGCCCUCAGGAGUCUCGGGAAGCUCUCUCCUUACUUCAGAAAACUUUGGAAUGAGUCUGACCCAUCGUCUCUGGCUAAGAAAACCACUAUAUCCGAAUCCUCGUUUCAAAUACUAUACACAUCGGCAGACGGUCCAAAGAAGACGUUACUACAAGAUCUUGUUUCCCCGCCAGAGUGGAACAGGGAGAUCGCCAAAUUAGUUAACACAUCUAACUCGAGACCAUGCUCGAUCAUGAUCACAGGACCCAAGUCUUCCGGAAAAUCUACUUUCGGGAAAAUUUUAGCGAACCGACUUAUUACUGAUACAUUAAGACGUUCUAAACACCAAGCUCAUCGUGGGGUGGCUGUGCUUGACCUUGACCCAGGACAGCCUGAGUAUUGUGUUGCUGGCCAAGUCGCUCUAGUGCUCCUAGCCGAGCCUGUCCUUGGCCCCUCAUUCUGUCGUCCGUUACCUGGCUCGGAAACCCGAAUAAUUCGGUCCCAUGCUUUAGCCUCCAUAACUCCCGCGUCAGAUCCUGAGCUAUAUCUGGAAGCAGCUAUAGACCUUGUAACGCAUUAUCGGAAUGUCCUAGGGCGAUAUCCCCUUGUUAUCAACACCCCGGGAUGGAUACAGGGCACAGGACUAGACUUAUUAACUUCUCUAAUCACCAAUCUACGGCCCAGCGAAGUAAUAUAUAUGUCCGAAUAUGGCCCUGGCGAAGUGGUAGAAGCACUACAGGAAUCCUGCAAGGUCUCUGGCUUUUCAACAUUACCAUCCCAUGCCUCCCAGCUUACUUCAAGGACAGCGGCGCAUUUCCGUUCCAUGCAAACCAUGGCAUACUUCCAUACUGAACCUGGAAAUGCGGGUAUUGCUGACCAUAUUCUAUGGAAUCCAAAGCCGCUAACAACCCUUGCGCCUUGGCAAGUCAACUAUAAAAGUUUAAACCGUGGUAUAUUCGGGAUAAUAUGCUAUGAUUAUCAAGCACCUUUGGAUUUACUGGCUGACGCAAUUAAUGGCACUAUUCUAGCAGUUGUCGGUGUCGAGAAUGUAAAGGCAUUCAGACAUACUGCAGAACACGCGAGUUUAUCUGACGACACAACUGCUGAUAUGAUGGAAAUUGAUGGCAACGGUGCGCAGCAGAAGCCGAUGUCGUCAUUCUCAGACCUAUUGAAGAAAAUCAUCAUGACAACGCCAGAGGGCAUUCCCUUUAUCGACACUGCGGAUGGAACUACCCUCGAUCCGAGAUUUUCGCAUUCCCUUGGCCUAGCGCUUGUUCGUGGUAUCGACGUUGAAAAUGGCAUACUUCAACUCCUAACACCAGUAUCAUCGGAGAGUAUAGAAGAGGUUACGUCCAAGGGAGGUGAAAUCGUUCUGGUGAGCGGUAAAUUCGAUACGCCGAGUUGGGCUUAUACCGAAGAAUUAUAUUAUAAAGCUCAUAGAAAGGUGGACGAUGCUACCGGUAUGGAUGGGCCAAUGCAUACUGCUGAGGAUGACGCGGAUGACACCUCCGAUGCCGAAAACGGUGAUUUCGGAGUUACUGAUACAACCCCCGUUCCAUGGAUAGAGAUGCUGCAUGGAAGCCAAAAACGUGGCGCUGGAUCGAAAGUGUGGAGGGUAAGGCGAGACCUGGGUCGCGGCAACGCUACCCACUAAAUACCAUGUAAGACAGCAAGAUCUAUCGUUCGAUUCGCUCGAUUCUCUAGGUUUCCACCGCUUCUGCAGCUACUAGGGUCAAUGCAGGAACGGGAUGACGGCUGCAGGGACUUAACAUUAACUGGGAUAUAAGGUCGAUUCAUUUGGUCCCAAUGCUACGGUACUUCAGCGUGGUACAUACACUAUGCUGCACGACGCUCAUUUGUUACCGAUCAAAUGCCCCGGCUUUACACACCUUGCAUGGCAUGCACGGGGGUGGGCGUAGCAAAUGUACUUGCAAAGUCGAAUUCCCCAAUCCUCUUUUGCAUGAACCAAUUGUAACUUUUGAAAUUCGGAUACGGUAUAUA